Messenger RNA from Adineta steineri, 948 nucleotides. The record is from the annotation of a GenBank genome assembly. NCBI's taxonomy places the organism in Eukaryota, Metazoa, Rotifera, Eurotatoria, Adinetida, Adinetidae.
AUGGCUGCUAAGUUUCCUGAUGAACCACAAACUAUUUCUCGAUUCUCUGAUUUUACUUCACAACCAAAACGAAUGCUUCCACCUAUUCAAGGCUAUGAGAAUGAGCCGCUUGUUUCUCUGGAAGAAGCUAUUAAUCCUCUCAUCUCAAUUGUUCCUGAAGUUAAACGCAUGGUUUGGACAGUAAAACAAAAUCAUUUCGAUGGAGAACAUGGCAUAACUGAUGAUGAGGCAGCUUCGGUCCUACUUUACACAAUGGAAUGGACACCAAGAGAAAACUCAUUUUAUAUUAUUCUUAACAAUACUUUGCAAGCAGCUAAUCGACUGUUACUCAAGCCGUGGUUUCUUUAUCUUCGUCUCAUUAUGACAUCUUUAGCCAAACUUCCAUCAGACUCUAAUCGUCGUAUGGUGUAUCGUGGGGUGAAACGUGAUUUAAGUGCACAAUAUCCAAAAGGAAGUACAGUCACUUGGUGGGGAUUUUCAUCUUGCACAACAUUUCUUGAUGUUUUAAGCAAUGAGCAAUUUCUAGGUCAGAGUGGCACAAGAACAUUAUUUAACAUUGACUGUUAUUCUUCCAAAAGUAUUCAUCAAUAUUCACUUUUUCCAGAAGAACACGAAAUACUACUUCCUCCAGCUCGACAAUUUCAAGUGAUAGCGUCUCUAUAUACUGGUAAUAGCCUUCACAUUAUAGAACUCAAAGAAAUCGAACCUGAAUAUCCACUCAUCAAUCCUGUAUCACAACCUACACCACAUCCGCCAAUACCGUCUAUGCUUCAACCAACGCCACUUCCAGACUCAUCAAUAUCGCCUAUGGCUGAACCAACACCACUUCCAGAUCCACUAAAACCGCUUCAACCACCUAAAUCUAAUAAUCCCAGACUACAGAAGUAUAUUGAUGCAAUGUACUUCGACCAAGUAAUUAGUAGAUUUAUACACACUUUUCCUCAAUAA